UCCGCGCCGCUCUCUAUGGCGCCUUCCGGCCCAGACCGGAAGUUUCACCGCUUGCCCCGGAAGCGCACCGGCAGGGGCUGCGGGAGCGGCGGCGCGAUGGCGGCGGCUGCUGCGGUGUCAGAGGCCUGGCCAGAGCUGGACCUGGCGGAGCGGGAGCGACGGCGGGAGCUGCUGCUGACGGGGCCCGGACUGGAGGAACGAGUGCGCGCGGCGGGCGGGCGGCUGCCUCCGCGGCUCUUCACCCUACCGCUGCUGCAUUACCUGGAGGUGAGCGGCUGCGGGAGCCUGCGCGAGCCGGGCCCAGGCCUGGCGCAAGGCCUCCCGCAGCUGCACAGCCUCGUGCUGCGGCGCAACGCGCUGGGGCCCGGCCUGAGUCCAGAGCUCGGCCCGCUGCCCGCGCUGCGUGUGCUCGACCUUUCCGGCAACGCGCUGGAAGCUCUGCCACCGGGCCAGGGCCUAGGCCCCGCCGAGCCGCCGGGCCUCCCGCAGCUGCAGAGCCUCAACCUUAGUGGCAACCGGCUGCGCGAGCUGCCGGCCGACCUGGCGCGGUGCGCGCCGCGCCUGCAGACCCUCAACCUCACCGGCAACCGCCUGGACGCCUUCCCCGCCGCGCUCUUCCUCCCCGGCGCGCUGCCGCUGCUCAGCGAACUGGCGGCGGCUGACAACUGCCUCCGGGAGCUCAGCCCUGACAUCGCCCACCUGGCGUCGCUCAAGACGCUGGACCUGUCCAACAACCAGCUGAGCGAGAUCCCGGCAGAGCUGGCUGACUGCCCAAAGCUCAAGGACAUCAACUUCAGGGGGAACAGGCUGCGAGACAAGCGCCUGGAGAAGAUGGUCAGCGGCUGCCAGACCAGGUCCAUCCUGGAGUACCUGCGUGCUGGGGGCCGGGGCCGGGGCCGAGGCAAGGCCGAGGGCCCCGACAAGGAGGAGGGCCGGCGGAAGAGGCGGGAGCGGAAGAAGAGGGAGAGCGGCGAAGGCGCAGACGCUGUAGUGGACGAGGCCAGCCGGCUGCUGCUCCGGGUCCUACACGUCUCGGAGAACCCCACCCUGCUGACCGUCCGGGCAAGCCCCGAGGUCAGGGAUGUGCGGCCAUUCUUCGUGGGUGCCAUCGUGCGAGGCAUGAAUCUGCGGCCCGGGAAUGUGCUCAAGCGGUUUCUGUCCUGCCAGACGAGGCUGCACGAGGACCUCUGUGAGAAGAGGACGCUGGCCACCAUCGCAACCCACGACCUCGGAGCUGUCCGGGGGCCUCUGCUCUACGCCGCCCGCCCGCCACAGGACUUCAAGAUCAUCCCCCUGGGGCGCCGGGAGGUCAAGGCCAAGGACCUGGUGCGACAGCUGCAGCUGGAGGCCGAGGAGCACAGGAAGCAGAAGAAGCGGCAGAACGUGUCAGGCCUGCACAGGUACCUGCACUUGCUGGACGGGAAGGAGCACUACCCCUGCCUCGUGGAUGCAGACGGCGAUGUGAUCUCCUUCCCACCGAUCACGAACAGCGAGAAGACCAAGAUUAAGAAAACCACAAGUGAUCUGUUUCUGGAAGUGACGAGCGCCGCCAGCCUGCAGAUUUGCAAGGAUAUUAUGGACGCGCUCAUCCUGAAAAUGGCAGAAAUCAACAAGUACACUCUGGAAAACAGAGAAGAAGGCUCCCUCUCGGACCCCGAGUCUGACGCCGUCUGUGGACACGGCUCGGACCCCAAGGCGACUCCAGGUGCCGAAGCGACAGGGAGCACCCCGCUGGUGGUGGAGCAGGUCCGGGUGGUGGACGAGGAGGGGCACCUGAAGGUGGUGUACCCAUCCAAGACGGACUUGGACUUCGCUGCUGCCCAUGUGACCGUGCUGCGCUGAUGGCCAGGCUGCCACCUGAGGCUCCCAGGUUGCGCCAUCCACCGCGCCAGCUCCUCUGGGCUUCCGUGGGGUGGUAUUAAACAAUUCUUCACCUCGGUGUUCUUAGGAUAUAUGCACCCUCUGUUUAGUUCUCCAUCUGGCCUGCCGUCGGGGGAGGCCACAGUGUCCGCCUUCACAGCCGGAGUGACUGCCAGCGCUCUUUAUGAAGUCACUCAAAUGUUGGAAUUAACUGCUCACAGGGUUCUGCAAUCAUGUAGACACACAGCGAAUCACUGUAUUCAGGGGGAAAAGGACACCAUAAUUGGUGUGAAUGUUCAGCUCUAGGUUGAGAAGCUGAACCCUGUGUGUGUUACUGAGCUGCACAGUUAUUUUUCUACGAUUCAGGGUCUUUUAAAGUCCUCUGGCGCCAGCACUGCAGCUUAGAGACAAGGGGCAACGUCAGGGUCUCCAGGUGCCGUAAACCGUCAUCUUUUUAUAAAAACUUUUUUUUAAUGUGA
Molecule: messenger RNA, 2339 nt
Organism: Budorcas taxicolor (takin)
Lineage: Eukaryota; Metazoa; Chordata; Mammalia; Artiodactyla; Bovidae
Gene: LRRC47
Product: leucine rich repeat containing 47
Exons: 7
Coding region: 16-1842 (608 amino acids)
Biological process (GO): phenylalanyl-tRNA aminoacylation
Molecular function (GO): phenylalanine-tRNA ligase activity; RNA binding; protein binding
Source: RefSeq, a predicted model, not a curated record